UAUAAAGUGCCAUUAUUAUUUUCUAUCAUUAUCUCAUUUAGUCCUUGUAAGCAACUUGGCCUCUGGUUAUAAUUUCCCCCAUUUUUCAGAAGCAGGAGCUCAGCGUAGGUAGGUGGCCUGUCUGAAGUUCACAGGCCAAUCCGGAGUCGCCUCCGCAGCCCGUCCGCUUUCAUUUUAUGUCCGCGCCGGGUUUCCCCAGGCGACCCCAGGGGCAGGCUCUGGUCCAGCGGCUGAAACUCCGGUGCCAGGGUUUGGGCGGCGCCGCGGCCUGCUCCGGCGGGCGGGCAGGCGGGCGGGGCCAGGCGGGGCGGGGCGGGCGUGAGGAGGGAAGUUGUGGAAGUUAGGGGAGACGCCCGCCCGCCCGCCCCGGCCUCGCCUACGGCCGCUCCCUCCGCCUCCUCCCCGCCCCGAGCCCCAGUCAGCCCGUCCUUCCUUCCCUUGCAUGAUGGAAACACCAUGGCUGCGGCGGCCCAGCUUUCUCUGACACAGUUAUCAAGUGGGAAUCCUGUAUAUGAAAAAUACUAUAGACAGGUUGAUACAGGCAAUACUGGAAGGGUGUUUGCUUCUGAUGCUGCUGCUUUCCUGAAAAAAUCAGGGCUUCCAGACUUGAUACUUGGAAAGAUUUGGGAUUUAGCCGACACAGAUGGCAAAGGUAUCCUGAACAAACAAGAAUUCUUUGUUGCUUUGCGUCUUGUAGCAUGUGCCCAGAAUGGAUUGGAAGUUUCACUAAGUAGUUUGAACCUGGCUGUUCCUCCACCAAGAUUUCAUGAUACCAGUAGUCCUUUGCUAAUCAGUGGAACCUCUGCAGCUGAGCUCCCAUGGGCUGUAAAACAUGAAGAUAAGGCCAAAUAUGAUGCAAUUUUUGAUAGUUUAAGCCCAGUGAAUGGACUUUUAUCUGGUGAUAAAGUGAAACCAGUGUUGCUCAACUCUAAGUUACCUGUGGAUAUCCUUGGAAGAGUUUGGGAGUUGAGUGAUAUUGACCAUGAUGGAAUGCUUGACAGAGAUGAGUUUGCAGUUGCCAUGUUUUUGGUAUACUGUGCACUGGAGAAAGAACCUGUGCCAAUGUCCUUGCCUCCAGCCUUGGUGCCACCAUCUAAGAGAAAAACGGUCAGUAUAUCAGGCUCUGUGCGGUUGAUCCCCUCUUCAGCAUCAGCCAAGGAAUCUUACCACUCCUUACCAUCUGUAGGCAUUUUACCUACCAAAGCACCAUUAAGACAGUGGGUUGUAUCCCCUGCAGAAAAAGCUAAAUAUGAUGAAAUCUUCCUGAAAACUGAUAAAGAUAUGGAUGGAUUUGUGUCUGGACUGGAGGUCCGUGAAAUCUUCUUGAAAACAGGUUUACCUUCUACCUUACUAGCCCAUAUAUGGUCAUUAUGCGACACAAAGGACUGUGGGAAGCUUUCAAAGGAUCAGUUUGCCUUGGCUUUUCACUUAAUCAGUCAGAAGUUAAUCAAGGGCAUUGAUCCUCCUCACGUUCUUACUCCUGAAAUGAUUCCACCAUCAGACAGGGCCAGUUUACAAAAGAACAUCAUAGGAUCAAGUCCUGUUGCAGAUUUCUCUGCUAUUAAGGAACUAGAUACUCUUAACAAUGAAAUAGUUGACCUACAGAGGGAAAAGAAUAAUGUGGAACAGGACCUUAAGGAGAAAGAAGAUACUAUUAAACAAAGGACAAGUGAGGUUCAAGAUCUUCAAGAUGAAGUUCAAAGGGAGAAUACUAAUCUGCAAAAACUACAGGCCCAGAAACAGCAAGUACAGGAACUCCUUGAUGAACUGGAUGAGCAGAAAGCCCAGCUGGAGGAGCAACUCAAGGAAGUCAGAAAGAAAUGUGCUGAGGAGGCCCAACUGAUCUCUUCUCUGAAAGCUGAAUUAACUAGUCAGGAAUCACAGAUCUCCACUUAUGAAGAAGAAUUGGCAAAAGCUAGAGAAGAGCUGAGCCGUCUACAGCAGGAAACAGCAGAAUUGGAGGAGAGUGUAGAGUCAGGGAAGGCUCAACUGGAACCUCUUCAGCAGCACCUACAAGAUUCACAACAGGAAAUGAGUUCAAUGCAAAUGAAACUGAUGGAAAUGAAAGAUUUGGAAAAUCAUAAUAAUACGUUAAAUUGGUGCAGUAGCCCACACAGCAUUCUUGUAAAUGGAGCUACAGAUUAUUGCAGCCUCAGCACCAGCAGCAGUGAAACAGCCAACCUUAAUGAACAUGCUGAAGGCCAGAGCAACCUAGAGUCUGAGCCCAUACACCAGGAAUCUCCAGCAAGAAGUAGUCCUGAACUACUGCCUUCUGGUGUGACUGAUGAAAAUGAGGUGACUACAGCUGUUACUGAAAAAGUUUGUUCUGAACUCGAUAAUAACAGACAUUCAAAAGAGGAAGAUCCAUUUAAUGUAGACUCAAGUUCACUGACAGAUCCAGUUGCAGAUACAAACUUGGAUUUUUUCCAGUCUGAUCCUUUCGUUGGCAGUGAUCCUUUCAAGGAUGAUCCUUUUGGAAAAAUUGAUCCAUUUGGUGGUGAUCCUUUCAAAGGUUCAGAUCCAUUUGCAUCAGACUGUUUCUUCAGGCAAUCUACUGAUCCUUUUGCCACUUCAAGCACUGACCCUUUCAGUGCAGCCAACAAUAGCAAUAUUACAUCGGUGGAAACAUUGAAGCACAAUGAUCCUUUUGCUCCUGGUGGAACAGUUGUUGCAGCAAGCGAUUCAGCCACAGACCCCUUUGCUUCUGUUUUUGGGAAUGAAUCAUUUGGAGAUGGAUUCGCCGACUUCAGCACAUUGUCAAAGGUCGACAAUGAAGAUCCUUUUAGUUCAGCCACAUCGAGCUCUGUAAGCAACGCAAUGAUUACAAAAAAUGUAUUUGAGGAAACAUCGGUGAAAAGUGAAGAUGACCCCCCAGCGCUGCCACCAAAGGUCGGAACUCCAACAAGACCCUGCCCACCACCACCUGGGAAAAGAUCCAUCAACAAACUGGAUUCUCCUGAUCCCUUUAAACUGAAUGAUCCAUUUCAGCCUUUCCCAGGCAAUGAUAGCCCCAAAGAAAAAGAUCCUGAAAUGUUUUGUGAUCCAUUCACUUCUUCUGCUACUACCACUACCAAUAGAGAGGCUGAUCCAAGCAAUUUUGCCAACUUCAGUGCUUAUCCCUCUGAGGAAGAUAUGAUCGAAUGGGCCAAAAGGGAAAGUGAGAGAGAAGAAGAGCAGAGGCUUGCCCGACUAAAUCAGCAAGAACAAGAAGACUUAGAACUGGCUAUUGCACUCAGCAAAUCUGAGAUAUCAGAAGCAUGAAGAAUUCUCUUGUUCUUUGGCAACAAUAUAGUACUCUUCUUCCUGAAUACUGAAACUAUUUACAAUGUGUGUCAAAACUACCUGUGAGCAUGGGAAUACAAAAGGUUUGAGAUUCCUGUAAAUGUGACAAAAUUUUAGGAUUUUUUUUUUUCUUCAUUACAGAUUCGUCUUUUUUUUUUCUUAUAAAAGCCGUAACCCAGUCAGACAAAUUCACCUUCACUUAGGCCCCUGGCCCCUGUUCUGGUAUACAUUUACUGUGAGCUUUUGCCUGCCUGUGCUAUUUUACUUGUAAAGCUAGAGCACCCAAGCUUCUGCUUUCUGGAAUAUAGAGAAAUAGUUUCACCCUGCACUACGCUGUUCUGUAGUUAUUCUGAUGAUAGCCAGUGAGGUUCUUAAAGUUUGCAGUAUUCUCCCCUGAUUGGAAUGGUUGAGUGAGGAUAAGGGAAAGAAUAUCUUACUUCUUUUAUGAUUGGUGCAAAUUGGCUAAAGUGCAUUUUUAAAUUUCCUUAUAGUAAAAAUACUACUUAAUUUGUUUUUUAGAGACAAAGAAAAAUAUUUUGCACAGAUUUACUCCAGUAUGGAAAAGGGACACUUUAGGUUGACUAUUAUAGCCUCAGAUUCGAUCUUUUCCUAACUAAAAAUAUUAAAGCCUCAUGUGUGAAAUAAAUUUUUUUAAAGAUUUAUCUGGAUUUAGAGAAUUUUAGAUCAACAGAUACCUCUCGGUGUGUUUGCUAAUUAAUAAAAAUUAGUUUCUUACAAAUAAAGUUUGUAAGAAAAUGUUCAUUUUAAGUGCUAGAUAGUAGAGAAAAUUUAUCACCUAAAAUAUACCCAUCAGUAUAAGGCAAGCAAAAGUCUUAACAUGGCAGCCAUUCUGCCUUUGCCGUGGCCCUGUCCUGUUUAGUUCUUAGUGGGUUUAUUUUUGUACUUUUGCAGAAGAAACUUCAGCAAGCUAGAACUGGAAGGUACUUUAAUUUUUCAUAUAUACUUUUUUUUUUUUUAAAUGAAGGCUCAUUUACUUGAAAUGUAAAAACUUUCACUGAAUACAAAUAGGGAAAAAAGUGAUAUGUUUUAUAUCAUAUUGCUUUUUGUCCAUCUUUGUGGUUUAGUUUAUUUACUCACUUCAUGUUUUUCACCUAUAAAAUUGUCAAGCUAGCAACAAGACUCUUGUUUGUUUAAUUGGGAGAGAAGAUACCUGCCAGAUUAUCAAAACUCUUCACGUGUUAAAAGACCACUCCUGUAAAACCGACCUAGUGGACAAGCUGAAUUUGAAAUAGACUGUGAAGUAAGCUGUAACUUGUCAUUUUAAUUUUGUUUAACAUGGUUACUGACUUAGAUGAUGUAUUGAAUACCAAGAUAAAGAAAAAUGCACCUAAAAUCUAAUUAGAAUUAUCUGGGUCACCAAGUCAAGGUGGUAUUGAUCUGUGUUAAUCUGAGUAACUUAUUGCCUAGCCUAUAAAUAAAUUUCAAAGUAUCCAAUUCAUUUCUUCUU
Molecule: messenger RNA, 4750 nt
Organism: Chlorocebus sabaeus (green monkey)
Lineage: Eukaryota; Metazoa; Chordata; Mammalia; Primates; Cercopithecidae
Gene: EPS15
Product: epidermal growth factor receptor pathway substrate 15
Biological process (GO): endocytosis; endosomal transport
Cellular component (GO): cytoplasm; clathrin coat of coated pit; plasma membrane
Molecular function (GO): calcium ion binding; cadherin binding
Source: RefSeq, a predicted model, not a curated record